AUGUUGUUUCCAAGCAACAUCCUCUUAGGGGUUUUCUUCUUAUCUGAGUUCUGUGUGGGUGUCAUAGGGAACUCAUUGCUCUUCAUGCUGUAUGUGUACAAAUUCUUGGUCAAAGCUUGCUUUAACAGACCCAUUGAUCCCAUUUUCAUGCACCUGAUGAUAGUCAAUAUAUUGACAAUCAUAUUCUCUAUUAUACCAUAUAUCACGUCAUCCUUUGGAGUGCCCAAUUUUCUGGAUGAUGCUGGCUGUAAGGCAGUUGAGUAUGUCUACAGAGUCACCAGGUCUAUGUCCAUCUCUACCACUUCUAUCCUAAGCACAUUACAAGCCAUGACCAUCACUCCCAGUAAUUCUAAGUGGGCAUGGCUUAAUCCUAGACUCUGUAAGUGGACUUUUUGCUCCUUCCUGUUUUCCUGGCUUGUCAACAUAGUCAUAUACAUGCACCUCAUUAAGACCAUGAUGGCAAAAACUAAUUACACUGAUAUUGAUUAUGGUUAUUCUCAUGUUUACUGUGUAAGUCUUCCACCAAAGUACCCAAACCCAAGAUUAUUUCUGAGUAUUUUCAUAACAAGUGACCUGUUCUUUCUGGCCAUCAUGGUAUGGACCAACCUCUACAUGGUGACCCUCCUCUACAAGUACCGCAAGAGAGCCCAGCAUCUCAGCAACUCAAGCCUCUUCUGCAAGUCUCCUGAACGCAAAGCUCUUCAUACAAUCCUGUUCCUUGUAAACAGCUUUGUGUUCUUUGAUUUGUUGAACAACUUUGCCACUCUUUAUGAUAAGUUUUAUACACAUGAAAGAAUGCUAAGUUUGGGGGCAAUGAUCGCAAUCGUGGCAUUAUUUUACCCUACACUCUGUCCAUUUCUACUGAUGAACACUAAUAAAAUUCUUUCACAGUGUAUUUCUUUCCUACCAAUACUGAAAAUUACCUAUUUUCAAAAAGCAGUUGGUGCCUGA
Messenger RNA from Apodemus sylvaticus (European woodmouse), 951 nucleotides. RefSeq names its product vomeronasal type-1 receptor 4-like. Gene Ontology annotation, molecular function: pheromone receptor activity. Lineage: Eukaryota; Metazoa; Chordata; Mammalia; Rodentia; Muridae. Bases 1 to 951 code for a protein of 316 amino acids. Gene Ontology annotation, biological process: G protein-coupled receptor signaling pathway. Gene Ontology annotation, cellular component: membrane. The transcript has a single exon. The record is from RefSeq and is a predicted model, not a curated record.